Molecule: messenger RNA, 1203 nt
Organism: Umbelopsis ramanniana AG
Lineage: Eukaryota; Fungi; Mucoromycota; Umbelopsidomycetes; Umbelopsidales; Umbelopsidaceae
Exons: 7
Coding region: 36-980 (314 amino acids)
Source: RefSeq, a predicted model, not a curated record
GCAAAACCACUUGUGUCAGUUCCAUUAAGCUGGCCAUGUCUAACAUGUCCUUGUCGCCAGCAUUGUCAGCAGUAACUCAUGAUAGCUCAUCAGCACUUACCACAAGUUCCGCACUCUAUCAUAGUUUCCCCUCUCACCGAAGUCUAACUAGCUUACCACUACCUAGUCGAUCGCAGCGAGUUCUGCAAAUGAACCGCUCUCCAUAUCGAAUCCAUACACACCAUGUUACCCUCGGGUCGCCAAGCCAUACCAUAUCGAUCGAACCUGACGAUAUUAAUUCGAUGUCUGAAGAGAAUAUCAGCUUUUGUCUUGCAGAUGAUGGUAACACCGGCAUAUACGGCUCCUCUGAUCAAAAACACCAAAGUACCCGUCGACGGGCCUGUUGCGACUACUUCCCAUUAACCUUCGACAUUGCACAAACUGACGGAGGCCAUUUUUCACCAACAUAUUCUGUUCAAAAUAUCUUGCACGAUGAUAGCACCGUCUACUGCUCAGGAAGGAGGGGCACAAUCAAUAUACUGCUCAAGUUCAACCCGUCGGCAAGUAGCGGUGGCAUGUAUAAGACUCUCCCUUGUGUAUUAUCACAGUUAAUAAUCAGAUCCCCUCGACAAGGAUUUACCGCCCCAUGCAAAGAAGGCAUGAUUUUCAUCUCGCAUCACCCAAUCGAUCUAAAAGCCACAGAAAAGUUUGAUAGUUUCACCAGGGAUGACUUUAAAGCACACUGUGCUAAAGUGCGUAGCCAAACUCGCGACUGUGAUAUAGAUCAAAUAUCCCCCAAGGAGGAUGGGUAUGAUCCAAUAGCUUGGUUUCAUGUUAGGCGAGAACAACAGCAAUGUAUUGACCUAGGAGAGCGUUCUGGACGCUACGUUAUGCUCAAGCUUCUCAGAAGUGAGAAUGAGGCUGAUAAUAUUGAUUUACAGUACGUAGGGCUAAUGGGCUACUUUGGAGCUCGCUCAUUUGCUAUAGGAUCGCUCUGUUGAGCAUAUCGUUGUAGAUAUUGGGAUAAUUUUUUUGUAAAUUUAGCAAUACCACUGAUCAUAUAGGAAAUAACGGUAUGGCAAAUUUGGUAUCAACAUGAACAUAGGCCAACUGUAAACGUUAUUAGUGGAGUUAUAUCAUAAAUGGAAGCGUUCAAGCGGUAAUACCGCUGAGUCUCCCUAUUUCUUUUUCUUUUUUUUUUUCGAAGGACGGCGAAAUCAUUGG